This is a messenger RNA of Aphidius gifuensis, 1433 nucleotides long. Its product is annotated as zinc carboxypeptidase-like. Bases 70 to 1329 code for a protein of 419 amino acids. NCBI's taxonomy places the organism in Eukaryota, Metazoa, Arthropoda, Insecta, Hymenoptera, Braconidae. Gene Ontology annotation, molecular function: metallocarboxypeptidase activity; zinc ion binding. Gene Ontology annotation, biological process: proteolysis. The transcript has 7 exons. The record is from RefSeq and is a predicted model, not a curated record.
GUUGAGUGUUAUUAUAAAUACUCGUUGUUUUAUAAAUUCAUGACACAAGCUUGUCAAUAGUUCAAUAAAAUGAUUAAAUUUGGAGUAUUGGCAUUGCUUAUUGCAUUGGCAUCAGGCCACAAAGAGAAUUACAGAAAUUACAAGGUCUUUAGAAUAUCACCAACAACAUUUGAGCAAAAUGCUUUGUUGCAUAAAUUAUCAGAGUUAUCUGAUGGCUAUUCAUUUUGGAAUGGUCCAACAAUUGUCAAUACAACAUCUGAUUUAAUGGUAUCACCUGAAAAAAUAAAUGAAUUUGAAAAUUUAAUGAAAAUAAGUCAAACAAAUUAUUCAGUACAUAUUGAUGAUGUUGAAGAAUUAAUUGAAAAUGAAAAUCCAUCAGUUAAAUCAAAAAGUAAAUUAACAAGUGAUGGUUUUGAUUGGAAAAGUUAUCAUACAUUGGAAGAAAUAUAUGCAUGGUUAUAUUUAUUAGCUGAUAAAUAUCCAAAUAAUGUACAAGUUAUUGUUGCUGGUAAAACAUAUGAGGGACGUAAUAUAACUGGUAUUAAAAUAUCAUUUAAAAAUGGUAAUCCAGGUAUUUUUAUUGAAUCAAAUAUACAUGCACGUGAAUGGAUAACAUCAGCAACAUCAACAUAUUUAAUAAAUGAAUUAUUAACAAGUCAAAAUUCUGAUAUACGUGAACUUGCUGAAAAAAAUGAUUGGUAUAUUUUUCCAGUAUUUAAUCCAGAUGGUUUUGUUUAUACUCAUACCAAGCAACGUUUGUGGCGUAAAACAAGAAAACCAUAUGGUCUUUUUUGUCGUGGUUCUGAUCCAAAUCGUAACUGGGGCUACAAGUGGAUGGAGGGAGGUGCUAGUAGUAUGCCAUGUUCUGAAACAUAUGCUGGAACUGGUCCAUUUUCAGAUAUCGAAACUUUGUCAAUGUCAAAAUAUAUCAAAUCAAUAUCUGAUAAAUUUUAUGCAUAUGUUUCAUUUCACAGUUAUUCACAACUUUUGUUAUUUCCUUAUGGACAUACUGAAGAUCAUCUUGACAAUUACGAUCAAUUGUUGGCUAUUGGCAAAAAAACAAUUAGUGCUCUUUCAACAAGAUAUGGUACUUCAUACGUCACUGGAAAUAUUGCUGAAACAAUUUAUGUAGCAAGUGGAGGCUCUAUGGACUGGGUUAAAGCAGAAUUUAAAACACCAAUUACUUAUACAUAUGAACUUCGUGAUAAAGGGAGAUAUGGAUUUAUUUUACCUGCAAAUCAAAUUAUUCCCACUGGAGAAGAAACAGUAGACAGCCUUGUUGCUAUGUUCAAAGAGGCAAAAGCAUAUGGAAUCCCUGAACGACAAUAAUUCUUUUUUUUUUUAUUAUUAUUAAUUAAAUUUUUAAUUAAAUAUAUAUCCAUUGUAAUUAUUUUUUGUUUUUAUAAUAAAAAGAAUAAAUUAUUGCACUGAUA